AACUCAUCUGUCCUUUUCUGGUUCGGCCAUGGAAGGAGAAGAAGAAGAGGACGAAGAUGAAACAUUGACCGGAGAAGCUCUCCAAACUCCGCCAGUUUUUUGUCGAGUUCCGUGGCCAUUUACCUCACCCCAAUCCCCUUAAUCAUGCCACUUGCCAGGGGCCUUUAACUCUCCCAUGGAGGCAGGCAGCUAGACCUCCGCCGCCGCCGCCAGCUCCUCGGUUACCUCCCUGCAACAGAUCGCCAUGAAGAAGCGGAUGGAGACCAGCAAGCUCGCCUUGCGCUUGCUCCUGGGGGUCUCCCUCGCCGCCUUGACCUGCUUCCUCGCCGUCUCUGUCUUUUCAGUCGACCAACAACUGUCUCUAUUCUACGGAGCUUGGACCGAUCCACCGAUAUCAAGCGGAGGAGAUGACCGGGAGGACACCGCCGGCGGAUCCACGCAAGGCGUUGCUACUGCUGCGCAGUCAGGCGAGUCUCCGCCCAGCUCGAUCGACCUGAUCAUGGAAAGAAGGAAGGGAGAAGACGGUGGAGGGGGAGACCGGGAGGUGGUCAAUCCAGGCGCUGUCUCUGUUUUCCAGUCGAAUCAGAAGUCAACGUCGGCGAAGAGCAACGCUACGAAUCAGCAGUUAGAGCAAACGAGAAGAGAGAGGAAAGGGAUCGGAGAGAAGAGUAUUUGUGAUUUUUCCGAUUGGCGGUCGGACGUGUGCGAGAUGGCCGGCGACGUUCGGAUUCACGGAAAUUCCUCUGCCGUCGUCGUCGUGGGUUCGGAAGCAGAGGAGGAGGCGUGGCGGAUCAAGCCUUACGCCCGUAAGUUCGACAAGUCUGCGAUGCAGCAUAUCAAGGAGGUCACCGUGCGUUCGGCCGGAGCCGGCGCCGUCGUGCAGGCUUGCACCGUUAAUCAGACGUCCGUCCCUGCUUUGGUGUUUGCGAUCGGAGGAUACGCCGGAAACUACUACCAUGCUUACACGGACGUCCUGAUUCCUCUGUUCAUAACGGCAAGGCAGUUCGACGGCGACGUGCAAUUCGUCGUCUCGACGAGCAUGUUCUGGUGGGUGGACAAGUACAAGCCGAUCCUGAAGCAGCUGUCGCGGCACGAGAUCGUGUACUUGGACGGCGACGGGGAGGUGCGGUGCCACCGGCGCGUCAUCGUCGGCCUGCACAGCCACAAGCCGAUGUCCAUCGACCCGGCGAGGACGCCCGGCGGUUACUCCAUGCUCGACUUCACCAAGCUGAUGCGCGUCGCCUACGGGCUCGAGAGGGACCGGCCGGCCCGGCGCGCGGCGGAGCCGCCGCGCCUGCUGCUGAUCCCGCGGAAGGGCUCGCGGCGGUUCACCAACUUGGAGGAGGUGGUGAGCGCGGCGGAGGCGGCGGGGUUCGAGGUGGUGCUGGCGGAGGCGGCGACGACGACCAGGCUGGCGGAGUUCGUCCGGGUGGUGAACUCCUGCGACGCCAUGGUGGGCGUGCACGGCGCCGGGCUCACCAACUUCGUGUACCUGCCCACCGGCGCGGCGGUGGUGCAAAUAAUCCCGUUCGGGAACCUGGAGAAAAUAUCGCGGUCGUGCUUCAUGAACUCGUCGGAGGACGCAGGGCUGCGUUACCUCGACUACUCCAUCGGCCCGGCGGAGAGCAGCUUGUCGGCGCAGUACCCGAGGGACGACCCGGUGUUUACCGACCCCAAAUCCAUCCACAGGCUCGGAUGGAAGAAGAUGGGCGAAGUUUACUUGGACCACCAGGACGUGAAGAUCGACGUCGGAAGGUUCCGGCCACUCCUACUCCAAGCUCGGGAGCAUCUCCGGCGAUACACAAUUGAAGUGUGAAUCAAAUCAAUUUGCAAAUUAUUAUUAUUAUUAUUAUUAUUAUUAUUAUUUUCGUUGUUUAUGUUGAAUUGGGAAUUAAAGUAAACAGGGAUAGUAAACACAAUCGUGAAUUCGGAA
Zingiber officinale is the source of this 1933-nucleotide messenger RNA. RefSeq names its product beta-1,2-xylosyltransferase XYXT1-like. The record is from RefSeq and is a predicted model, not a curated record. NCBI's taxonomy places the organism in Eukaryota, Viridiplantae, Streptophyta, Magnoliopsida, Zingiberales, Zingiberaceae. Gene Ontology annotation, molecular function: glycosyltransferase activity. The transcript is spliced from 4 exons. Bases 245 to 1816 code for a protein of 523 amino acids.